Molecule: messenger RNA, 1906 nt
Organism: Xylona heveae TC161
Lineage: Eukaryota; Fungi; Ascomycota; Xylonomycetes; Xylonales; Xylonaceae
Product: udp-galactose transporter
Exons: 4
Coding region: 130-1461 (443 amino acids)
Biological process (GO): pyrimidine nucleotide-sugar transmembrane transport
Cellular component (GO): Golgi membrane
Molecular function (GO): UDP-galactose transmembrane transporter activity
Source: RefSeq, a predicted model, not a curated record
CUCCCUUGCUUCAAGACAUCUGUCCGUAUAGAAUAAACCGCCCUAUUUUAUCUCUUCAAGCUCUUUCCGUCGGAGCGUUGUCUGUUCUGUGCUGUCUUCGAUGUUCCUUUCAACAGGUAGUUGAACAUCAUGGUUGAAGUUGCACAUCGACAACCAUCGUGGAUGGGCAUCAAGGUCAAGGACCUUGCCCUCUUUGCUUUGGCCGUACAAAAUGCCGCCGUUAUAAUGUUUGUUCGAUACUCUCGAACAAUGCCUCCCGUAGGAGGUCAACGUUACUUUUCUUCAACAGCCGUAUUCUUAACUGAGAUGAUCAAAUUCGCAUUAUGCCUCACCAUUGCCCUGUACGACGUAUCUCGCAACUUGCCUCCGACCUCCUCAGUUUUAUCACUUUUCAAGGUGCUUUCGGGUGCUGUGUUUACCGGCGAUAGUUGGAAGUUGGCAAUUCCUGCUAUCAUUUUUACUUUGCAGAACUCAUUACAGUAUAUCGCGCUAUCCCAUCUUGACGCGCCCACAGCCCAAAUAACAUAUCAGCUCAAGCUCGCUUUUACGGCAAUAUUUGGCAUCCUUGCAUUUCGUAAACCAUUGUCGUUGCGGAACUGGGCGAUGCUUGGUCUUCUUAUGCUUGGUGUUGCAGUGACUUACAUUCCAAGUGCUGAUCCUACCGGUUUUUCGUUUGCCAAAGAGGUUCAUGCUCGACGCUCGAUUACAAAAUCACUUGCCAGGGACACCGUGGAUUUCACAAAACGAUCUGCUACAUACGAGGGCAUACAAGAAGAUGAGGGAUUGGAACAUCCUCCAGUUUACGCGUCUCUUGGAUUGUUGGCCGCACUCGGCUCCUGCUGUUUGUCUGGCCUCGCCGGCGUUAUCCUUGAGAGAAUAUUCAAAGAUUCAAAAAGUCCUUCCUCGCUCUGGGUUCGGAAUAUCCAGCUAUCUUUCUAUUCUCUGUUCCCUGCGCUCUUUAUUGGCGUAAUCUUCAUUGAUGGUGAAGAAGUUGCCAAAGUCGGGGUCUUUCAAGGAUACAAUUGGGUUGUCUGGACAACGAUUGGCUUACAAGCCCUGGGAGGCGUCCUUGUCGCCAUAUGUGUAUUCUAUGCGGACAACCUGGCAAAGACUACCGCUACAAGUAUCAGUGUUAUAUUGACAAUCGUUGCAAGCGUCUUGUUCUUCGAUUUUCCGGUCACGACUAAGCUACUGGUUGGAGCGAUACUCAGCGUCAUCGCAGCAAAUCUCUUCAAAGGGAAAGACAGAUCACGCCCUCCACCAAUCAAAAUCGCGAAAUAUGAGAGUACGACAAUUGACCGGCGGCCGUCUAUUAUUGCUGGGGAACAAGAUCCCAAUACACUACCACUGCCUACUGCACUCCAGACGGAAGAGGCUAGAUCUACCUCCCGUCCUAGCUCUCCACGAGGUCACUCUCGAGGCCCGCAAGGCAAAGGAAAGUCGCCAAAGAGGAGUGCGUAAAAGACAUUGCUCUCUUCUUCCUGAGACCCCAAGCUCGCAUGAGCGAUCUGGGCUUUCUUUAAUUCUCAAAUCCCACGCAGGAGUGUAUUUUUAUUUGAUCUACCUCUGCAUUCUCCCUGAAGUUGUUACGGGUGAAGGAGCAACCUACGGCAUACAUUGACUACUCAUGGACUGAAGGUAUCCCAAAUCAGACCUAAAUAUUCUGUGUCACAGGACUGCCGUUCAUUACGAAUGUUCCCCGUCUUUACAUACCUAAUUGAAACGUAAAUAUUAUGUCUUUGUCGUUUGGCCCUGGAUUCAUCUCUCGACAUUUUUCUAUGUUUUUGUGUCAACAUUGGCGCACAUUUGGUCAUCUGGCGCGGAAUUAGGCAUGGGAUCAAAAAAAAGAUUAUUUAUCAUCAGAUAAAAUCGUAUUUCCAAUAAUGGACAUAUAAUCUUCAAGGGG